This is a messenger RNA of Patella vulgata (common limpet), 6295 nucleotides long. RefSeq lists its product as uncharacterized. Lineage: Eukaryota; Metazoa; Mollusca; Gastropoda; Patellidae. Bases 164 to 3586 code for a protein of 1140 amino acids. Gene Ontology annotation, cellular component: plasma membrane. The record is from RefSeq and is a predicted model, not a curated record. Gene Ontology annotation, molecular function: actin binding. The transcript has 24 exons. Gene Ontology annotation, biological process: Rho protein signal transduction; regulation of Rho protein signal transduction.
GUAUUCCAACGAGGGAGUGAACUCAAUAGCGUUAAUUGCGUAAUUUAGCACGACCUCGCCCAGAAGUUGUCAAACGGGAGUAUUACUAGUUUGUAUACGCUCAAAGGAAAAGAUAAAAGGAAUAAGAAGCUGUACUGACAUUUCAAUAGCAGCUGGGUAGAUUAUGCCUGGUAUCACCCCGCGGGAUAUGAAUGGGUAUGAUUAUGAUCGUGGACCAAGAGGACCUGUAAUGGCUAAUGGAUAUGACCCUUACAGAGACGAGUAUCAGAGGGAGGACCCAUAUCGAAGAGAUGAUGAAGAUAUUUACCGUGGGCAGGGUCGACUUGGACGAUUUGGAGGUGAUUACAUGGAUCAGAGUAGUGUUGCGGAUAUGAGGAAUUCUGGGGAACCAACUUUUGAGUUGGAUCAUCUAGCAACUUUUGCUGCAGCCACAAGAGAAGGUUAUAUACAACCUGAAGAUGGAUUACGUAAAUUGCGACAAAUGGAAAACACUACUGGAAUCUGGACUAUGAGAUGUCAGUUGACUAUUGAAAGAAGAUAUCUAGUUAUUUUGGACAACCAGACAGGGGAACAGCUAGAGAAAUUUCCAAUCCAGUCAGUACAUUCCCCUACAGCUAUAUUCAACAAAGACAGACGAGAAAUAUACAACAAUCUCGUAUUAUUUACUGUUGGUGAAGAUCCCAAAAAACGUACCCAAGCUGAUAUGCACAUAUUUCAAAGUGUUGAUACUGCUGCACAAAAUAUAGUGGAUGAAAUAUUAGUAGCUCAAAAGGGAGGUCAAAGAGGUUCAUAUCAAAGUCACAAAAUACAGCAGCCACCUAUACAUCCCCAACCCUCCAGUAGAGACAUGUAUGAAUUCAAUGGUAUGAAGGAAUUUUUAAAUACACAACAACAAAGUAGCCGCUUAUUUGGCGGUGGUCCAUCAAGGGCUAUGAUGGUAAACCGUUCUUACAGAGAGGAAUUUGAACCAGGUCAAAAUGAAGUAUUGGAAAGAGAUGUUCAAUUAUUAAAUCACUGUUUUGAUGACAUAGAAAAAUUUGUGUCAAGGUUACAGCAAGCAGCGGAAUCAUAUAAAGAAUUAGAAAAAAGAAAAAAAGAGAGAAACAGUAAAGAUAAAAGACGUAUGGCAGGAGAAGGAAUUAUGGGUUUCCGUGCACGACCACCACCAAGUUCAGACUUCACAGAUAUCUUCCAAAAAUUCAAAUUAUCAUUUAAUUUACUGGCUAAACUAAAAGCACAUAUACACGAUCCCAACGCUCCAGAAUUGGUCCACUUUUUAUUCACACCCCUCAGUCUUAUAUAUGAAGCUAGCCGUGAUCCAGUACAUGGUAAUCAGAAUCUAGCAGAGGGUGCCAUUGCUCCUAUACUUACAUCUGACGCUAAACAGCUGUUAGUAAAUUGUCUUACAUCUAAAGAAAUAGAAUUAUGGAGAGCUUUAGGUUCUACAUGGACAACUAGCAGAGAUGAAUGGAAAGGCUAUGUACCAAAUUACACACCAAGAUUUUAUGAUGGGUGGCAACCAGCACCAGGACCCAUGGAGAAUGGAUUUAGAAACCAUCCAGACUUAGAAUCAGCAGCCUUAGCUCAAGCAGCCCAAGCGAGAAGUCGUUAUGAAGAGGAACAAGCAAGGUCUUUUGUUUCUGAACGAGUUGUUCCAUUCCCUCCAGAAGAAGACAGAGGUGUAAGAUAUGGUCGUUUAGGUGAUUACCAGCGAAGGGAUUUUGAUCGACCUAGUCCUCGAGCCCCUACCCCACCUAGACAAGCUAUGGGCAACCCAGCUGUUGCUGGCUAUAGAGAGUAUGUUGAACAACAUAUAGAGAGAAAUAUUCGUGCUCAAGAGAAUCAUAUAAGACCUGAACCAUCAUACCAAGAUGAAAACUCAGCUUAUAUUGCAGAAUUAAAGGCCUCGGGACAUCAAGUAUGCGAGGUGAUACAUGAUAGAGAAGGGAGAAAUAGUAAAGAACUUUCAUUAAGAAAAGGAGACAUUGUUGGUGUAAUUGAUAAUAGCAGAAAUUGGUGGAAAGUAAGAAAUAUUGAGGGAAAAGUUGGAUUUGCUCCGUACACAAUAAUGAAAGAAUUAAAAGAUGAUGAUGAGGCACCUUUAGAAAGACCAUCUAGUGGGAACUAUAACAGCUAUAUUUUAAAUGAAAAUGACCAGCCCCCAGUGUCAGACUUAAGACGCAGUGGUAAGAGAGUUGAUCAAGAUGAUCUGAAUCUUGACUUGAACUAUCUAGAAUCCAGCAUGUCUGAUUCUGGCAGAGAGAAUCGAGAUAAAUAUUACCGAGAUUCUGACAGAGAUGACCGAGAUAAAUAUUACCGAGAUGAUUCUGGCAGAGACGACCGAGAUAAAUAUUAUCGAGAUGAUUCUGGUAGAAAGAACCAAGAUAAAUAUUAUCGUGAUGAAUCACCCAGAGAUAGAGACAAUUAUAGGGAAGAGUCACUUGAAUUAAAAUACAGACCCAAAAAGGUUAAUGCACAUUCUGAUUUGCACUCAUCAAAAAAGCCUGAUAAGUCCUAUGUGUACUCAAAAGUGAAACCUAAAGAUAAAUUUUCCAGUAUUGAUAGAGAAGCUGAACGACCUUCAUAUCAAGGUCAUCGCCGAGGAGACUCCUACAGUCGUGAAACUACAUUGCAUCAAGCACAAUACGCAGAGAGACAAACUGUUGAAGAUGAAGUUUCUGAUUCAAACUAUUUUAACGCCCAAUUAAGACGAGAAAAAGAAAACUGGCAAGACGAUAGACCCGGACGAUCCAGACCACGACCAACAGAUUAUGUUAAUUAUAAUGAAGAAGACAGUGCUAGCCCUUCUCCCCAAUUAUCACCUAGACCAGUUAGAUCUCCUAGAAAUGUUUCUGAUAAUCUGCCUCCACCUCCACCUAAAGCCAAAGUACAUAAUCCGGAACCUGAACGAGCUUUUAAACCUGUUAAUCCCGAUAGACAAAGAGCUACAGAUGAAAUAACUCAUCAGCUACGUCAUGUAUCACCAUCACCACCUAAACCAAACUCUACAAGACCUCUACCAAAUAUACCAGUACGGACUAAAGACGAUGAUCUAAGAGAUGAGUUAAAGUCACAAGUAGGUAAUAGAGGUGAUAAAGUAAGACAGACUAAUUAUGUUAAUUAUAUUAAUCCUGAUUCAUCAGCUAAUCAAGUCAUGGAAUGGUUACAUACAAAGGGAUUUUCUUCAAAUGCUAUUGAAACAUUUACUGGUUAUACAGGAGAAGACAUGUUUAAUUUAAGAAAUGAUGAAAUUAAUAGAUUAGUACACAGAGAGGAUGCUCAUCAUCUAGAAAGUUUACUUCGUGUUCAGAGAAAUAUGUCUGGGUUCGGUGCAGCUAAAGGUGGAGCUGAGUUACAGGCUAUAUUACAAAAACGUAAACAAAAGGCUGAUGUUGGAAGAAAAUCAUCUGGAUUUGGUGAGGCACCAAGUUUUCGACCACAAACUCCUACCCAUAGUGUUGAUGGUAGAUCGGAAACUACAGAAGAUUUAGAUUUUGAAAAUACUGGGAAAACACUUAGAGAUCUUCUUAUACGACAAAGACUUAAAAUAAUGAAGAGUACAUAUAACCAGCCAGAUGAUGAAUAGGUUGUGACGACUGUUGUCUUCUUAAUAUGAAAACAUAUUAUUUCAUGUUUUCUUGAAGAUCAUAAAUUUUACUUUGCUAUCUUUACCAUGCACUUAUGUUUAACACAAUAUUGUUCUAAAUCAAAUUCAAGCAGUAGUUUAAGCAAUAAUUUCAUCCAUUCAAUAUUUCAUAUUUUACAAUUUAUUAUAAUAAAAUAACCGAUAAUCAAAAUAUUAAGUGCAAUGGACAAAUUUAGCAAAAUGUCUCAUUUAUUGAUUUUUGAAUAAUGAUUUUCUUAUUGCAAAGUGCUUUACAAAUACAGAUAUAACACAUAUAUGUGUUAAACAAUAUUAUUAUUAUUAGACUUAUUGCUAAGUGCUUUACAAAUACAAAUACAGAUAUAACAUAUGUUUUUAAAUAGAACUAUCUGUAAGCUUGAUUUGAAGAAGUGAAUGAUACACUUUGACGGUGAAUUUUCUGUAGAUUGCUCUAUGGACAAUAAUAGCUUACUGUCUGUACUGUGUAGCGAACGGAGCAUUAAAAUAAUAAUAAAAUUAUUUUUAUAGUGCCUGUUCCAUGCCGAGGUGUGCUAUAAGCUCUUCUAAUGUCACUCUGUAAUUAUCCUGGCAGCAGUGUAUUGUAUUUUCUGAAUUCUGUUAAUCUGGUAUAGGUAGGCUAUAAAGGACAGAGUUGCAGUUUUCGAGACGAGAGAGCACCAUGUGUUGCACUGCUUGUUUGCUGACUUCAGUUGUCAAAAGAUGGCAGAUAUUGGCUAUACUCUUCAGGUGAAAAUAGCAAACUCGACACAGUUGAUCUAUAUGGUUCUCAAAUGUUAAUGAGGAAUCAAUUAUCACUCCUAGAUCCCGUCAGAUUGUGCAAAAGUUAUACUGGUGUCUCCAAUUAAGAUGCUAAACUGACAGAUUGGCAGAGAUUGACUAUAACAAGAAAAUGUUUCCUUUGUAUAGAAAGGAGCUCUGUCAGAAAAUCAUGCUUUUAAUAUUGUGCUUCUUGAAAAGGAAUUUGAUAUUGUAUUGUGUAUAAUGUAUUUUAAUAUUUAUUACCAGCUCUGGUUAAAUGAGACCUUUCUAUCCCAUACAGGACACAACACCUGUAAAAAAAGAUUGUAUGCUGUUUUUGGUUACAGAGGAGUCUUGUGCUUUUUAUUUCCAUAAUUUCCAAUUGUUGUUUUCAUAAAAUUAUUGAUGCGGUAUGUGCUAGUUUUCCAAGAUAAAUAGGCCCUACUGUAAACCAAUUUAGAAUUCUUUGAAUACAAAAGUAAAAUAUAUUGACAUCUCUAUUUUGAUUAUCCCUCCAUCCUAUGUCCCAUUAUUCGGCACACAGAGAACUAUCUACUCUACUACGGGAAUAGAUCUCUGCCCUUAUUGGCCACCAUAUUCAACAAUUAGUAUACUGUUUUUUAAUGCAGUCCUACUUUGGUUCACAUCUUUUAUACACAAAAAAACUAAUUAAACCUUUUCAAUUCUAUUAAACGAAAGCCGAAUAUAUUUUUAUCAAAAUUCUCGAAAUAUGCUUAAUCUUUUCAACUAAAAUCGUUGGUUUAGGUCUUAAAAUGUCGAUCAACAAGAUAAGUGUCUGUUCUCAAGCGGAGUUAACUGUAGACAGACAUCCUAAGGUUAGUAUGAUGUCCCAUUUAUGCGAGCCGGUCAAUUUGAAGUAUUUAUUAUAAUAUAGAAUUAAUAAUUUUAAAUAUGCUGUGAUAGUGGAAAAAUAUAUUUCAAAAUUUAUAUAUAUAUGUAUAUUUUUAAGGUUAGUCGACCAAAUUACAGAUAUUAUUAAUUUGCAUAUAUGCAACUAAUAUUAUAAUGUAUGGUUGUAAAUUGUUGUCAUCACUGCUGUUAGUUAAAUUUUGUAUUUCUCUGCUGAUGUAUUUAAUUUCUAUACUAUAUAAUAUAAUAAAUUAAAAUAAUAAUUACAGUUAUAAAUUGCAUAAUUUUAAUCAUAUCAUUGUUAUUUGCUUUUUAUGUAUUUUUUCUGUCUAUAGCAUCAGUUUUUCUUUGAAUGCUGAUCAGUCUAUCUAUAACUUUCUAACAUCUGCCAUAAUUAUUAUUACUGUUAUUUCUCUCUGUAAUUCGGGGGUAUGUCAAUUUUUUGCCAGAAUUUAUCGAUGAAAAUUGUAAGCUAAUUAUACCUUAACCCCCAAAAAACUUUUUGGUAUUAUACCCAAAAUUAAAAAUUUGAGGGACAAUAUUGCAAACACCACUGCUGAAUUAGUGCGAAACAGUUACACCAUUAUAUGCUACUUGAAUAUUGUGUAAAUAUAUGAAACAUACAUUUAAAUAUAUAGUGGUUCUGUUUCAAUUCAUUUAGUGCUAAAGUAACUCUGUAUAAAUAUAUAUAUAUAAAGGUAAUAAUAUAACUGCAUAUUAUUUGUGUAAUUAUUACUGGUAUGUAAUUUUAAUUGUUUAUUUUUUCCUGACAUUCAAAACUCAUAUUUUUUGUAUGACUAUAUUAUCUUUGGAUGAUGAUAUUUCUCUCUCAAUCUUUAUUCUUUAAAAUGUCAGUUAACUGAACUCCAAAAAAUUCAUAUAGGUAGCUUUAAGAUUUGGUUUUAAUUUGUCAUGAUAUUGCUAUGUACCAUAAAUAUUAACCUAUUUUGAUUGUUAUCCAAAUUGACAUUUGUUAUCACCAAUUGAUUUUAUAUACUUGUUAAUUACCUUGUGUUAUAAUUAUAAUAAUUAAAAUAAAAUUAAAAUGAUUUUUUAAAAAUC